This is a messenger RNA of Symbiodinium sp. CCMP2592, 1629 nucleotides long. NCBI's taxonomy places the organism in Eukaryota, Dinophyceae, Suessiales, Symbiodiniaceae. The record is from the annotation of a GenBank genome assembly.
AUGGACAUUGUGCCGUUUAUCGCGGCCGCGGGCAACACAGAUGGUCAGAGAACGGAAGCGGAAGCCAAUCAGUAUUUCUUACAACUACUGCAGGAAAACAACCAGGUCAAUAUCUUCCUCAACGAUCUUCGCAUACAGAAUGCACUGGAACUCAGAGCAGAGCAACGGCAUCGAUUUGCCCUCGACAAUGUGUAUGCAGUGUAUGCUGAGGCGAAUGCGUAUAUCUCGCAUUUGGAAGCCACCGCGGACGCUAACCAUCGGCAGCAACUAGCAUUUAAUGUGAGUCAGUCCACCCACGUGCUGGUGGGGCAACUUCACAAUGAAGUUAGAGUGCUUGAAAGCAUUGCCCGUGCAGAACAGCGAACAGCACAUGAGCUACAGGCACAGCUGACACGCACACAGAAGGAAUGUCAAGAUGAACGGUCGUUGGCAAUGCAGUUUGAUGCACAUCGAUCCGAGCUGGAAGAAGCUGAAAAGCUUCAGUGGGAAGAGAAUGAAAGUCAGAUUCGGCUUACCUCUGAGGAACAGCAGUACGACAGCUUGAUUGACGAUCUCCAAGAUCGCAAUGCAGGGCAGAACGAGGGUGAGCCAGAGCACAUUUUCCGUGCAAAGCGCGACUAUGAGGAGGCAGCAAGCUCAUCUACGGCACCGCCUCCAAAGCAGGCGGCUAUCGCGCCCAAAGCGAUUGCUUCUAAGAAGAUGCGGAAGGUGGCUCCCAAGCCCGCCACCGUCAUUGAUGAUGAUGAGGCCAUGGUCGUGGAUGAAGCCACCCGCAAGGGUGAGCCUGCUGAUGCUGCUGGUUUCGCCCCCGAGCCCGAAGCCGAGGCCGAGGAAGAGGAGGGUGACACAACGGACGCGGGUGGAGAUGAGCCAUACCCUCUUGCCUCGCAUCCAUGCAAGGAGUGUGCGCCAAUCGAGGAUCUUCUCGCAAGUGACCUCCGAGGACUUGGCGAUGGACCCAAGAAGCGCGGCCAAAUGAGCGCAGAAGCCGCCGUGAUCCGCGAUGCCAAAGACCGCAAGCAGAGGGCUGCAAAGUUGAACUAUGACUCAGUGUCCGAACGCUUCGAGCAAGACGGGCAGUUCAACCUGAGGAUGAUGCAGGAAGGACGCAAUCUCGAGGACAUGCAAAAGUUCGAUCACCUCUCCAAUGCUGUGCUCCCGGACCCCGGACGCAGCGAAGAGCAACGGUACCUACGUGCCGGAGCUCACUAUGGUGGUGGCGGCAUUCCUCCUGCAAAGCUGGUGUUUUAUGCCCACUGCGAAGUGGAGCUCUUUGCUGAAGUGGCUGCUGUGAAUGAUGCGGCUAAGCGGAUCCUGACUUUUGACGGCGAGGUCCACGUCACGGGCACAACCGCCGAGGGCAUCACGGCUGAGCUGACGCAAAUCAUAGCCGAUAGCCUCCGUAGCGCACAGGAUCAGAAUCGCCGAACUGAGCGGCUGGCCGAGCAGAACCGCCAGGCCGCGGCACGCAACCGCCCAUCCCAAAAGGGACGCGGCCGUGCUGCAGAUCCUGAGCCGAUGUAUCGUGGCUAUACUCAGGCCCAAUGGGACGAGUAUUAUCGCCAGCAGCGUCGUGGCGGGUACACUCAGGCCGAGUGGGAUGCAUGGGACCGCACCCAUAGGCGCUGA